Wyeomyia smithii (pitcher-plant mosquito) is the source of this 4845-nucleotide messenger RNA. RefSeq lists its product as uncharacterized. Bases 1 to 4845 code for a protein of 1614 amino acids. NCBI's taxonomy places the organism in Eukaryota, Metazoa, Arthropoda, Insecta, Diptera, Culicidae. The transcript is spliced from 4 exons. The record is from RefSeq and is a predicted model, not a curated record. Gene Ontology annotation, molecular function: nucleic acid binding; zinc ion binding; aspartic-type endopeptidase activity. Gene Ontology annotation, biological process: DNA integration; proteolysis.
AUGAGAGUGGAUUUUUUGACUGAUGAGGAGUUAGACCAUGAACUAAUCUCCCGCGCAGUUAAUAUUUCUCCGAGUCUCGACAAACCACGUAAACGAAAAUGGUUAAAAGAGCAACUAAAGAAGGAAAAGGAGGGAAGUAGUGAUAAAUGUUUACGGAUCUUGGGCGAUCCAAAUCAAGAGCUGAAGCAAUCUUUAACCGACUCACGGGGCUCGCCCAAUCUGCAUGGGCAAAUACAAAAUACGAUUGUAGAACUAGCUGAGAAUUUAGAGACUGUCUUUGGUAACAAUAUCGUAUCGCAGAUGAUUCCUAAUGAUCCCGUUCCGACUGAUGAGAAUUUAGAUUCUACUGAUAGUCCUGACCUCACCGAUGAUGAGCGAAUAGAUUCGCGCGCGAUUGAAUUUAAUAAAGAUGAUUGGGCACGGUUUUAUGCUUUACAAGCUAGAAUUACGGAGUUAGAGACCGAAUUGGCACGAGUUAAAGUCACCAAGAAUGCAGUUACUCAAACUGUAAAUGACGAAGAGGAAAUUGCGGACGGUUUACGUCCCGAUUCACAUAAAAUAAAUCCUUUUCCUUUCUCCCGAAAUCACCAUCCGGUUUCCAUUGGUCCUGACAACACAAUUCCCAAUCAAAAUUCAAAUCCCAUCCUAAGACAAACAGUUCCCGAUAACCCCCACAUUCUUCAAAGUUCUCUACAUCACCCUUACUAUCCUUAUUUCUCGAAUCCUAAUUCUUUUAGUGUCUCUGCUUAUCCACACUUUUCAAAUAUUCCAGAGUAUCCUGUAAGAUCCAGCAUUCCAAAUCCUGCCCAAUAUUCCUCCGCUAUGCCCAACUUACCUCAUCCUAAUCCCAACUUACCCUCGAUGCCAAAUCGACACACACUACCCGUCUCAAAAUGGAACGUAGCCAAGUAUGGUGGCGAUGAUCAAGGCUGGAAACUAAACGAGUUCUUAGAACUAGUACACGCACUUGCGCAAGCCGAACAUGUAUCUGAAACCGAAAUUUUCGAAUCAGCGAUUCAUUUAUUCGCUAAUUCUGCCCUUAAGUGGUAUAUGACACAGCGAGCAACCGGUAGACUGCUUAAUUGGCAGCAUUUAGUAUUCGAACUCAAACGCACAUUCAUGCAUCCAGAGCUCGACGCCUGGAUAAAGAAGAAAAUUUACCACCGACUUCAGCAGAGAAAUGAAUCAUUUCACGAAUUCUACUUUGAAGUCGAAAAACUAUUUCGCACAAUGAAUGUACAAAUCCCCGAAUACGAAAAACUACAAAUUUUACUUCAAAAUAUACGACCGGACUACAAACGUGCCCUAGCGUUCACUCCGAUCGUAGACUUAUUCUCGCUGGUUUCAGCUGCUCAAAAGUUAGAUUCGAUCAACUUUUCAUCUUACCAUAAAUUUUUAGGGAACGAAAGGACGGUGCAAAUUGUCGAAGAUACGAGUUCCAAAUCUAAAAAGAAAGACAAACAGCAACCACAGACUCAGAAAAGUAUCGCGCAAGCGGCAGUUAGUUCGCAGCCCGGCCACAUCAAGCAGUAUCCAACGUCACCGGCGCAAAGUAACUCUCGAUUUAAUCAGUCUUCCAAAAAUAAUCAACAAACAGUAAACUCACAAGAAAAACCGAAUUCCUCGAAUAGUUCCUCUAGGCCCGAGCCCAUUGCGGGACCUUCAGGACCCCAAAAACUGUUCAACCUAGAAAACCUGGUGAACGCACACGUACCGCCAGCUAGUAACACCUGCUUUAAUUGCGGCCGAGCCGGACAUCAUAUGGCUAUGUGCCGGCAGCAACGCAAUAUCUUUUCGAGUAAUCCACCACCGUUCUGGAUACCCUCGAACGAUGCUUCGCAUCUUGACACUUCAGAAACUUUGCACAUUUCUUACCCGGUAGCGAAUGACAACCGACCGUACGUUAACAUAAAAAUUUAUGAAUAUUCGUUACACGCGCUUCUGGAUAGCGGUAGUAACUAUACCCUGAUUAGUGAAACCGUUUAUUCAAAGCUCAGUAACAAAAAGUUACAGCAACCGUUCAAAAGGGUAACUCUACGAUCUGCUAGUGGAGAUGAGCUUAACAUCCUAGGGCAAGCUCAACUUCCAUUUAACUUUAAAGGGAGCAUUAAAAUGAUACCUACCUUAGUGAUCAAAAACCUUUCUAUUAAUUGUAUCUGUGGAAUGGAUUUUUGGAACCGCUUCAAAAUUCAACCGAUUAUGCAAAAGAAAAUAAAGGAAACACUACUGACUACGAUUGACGAGACAUCAAACCAGGCGUCCGCUUCAAUAUUAAACGAGACAGAAAUCGCUGCUAUCGAAAACGUUAAAAAAAUGUUUCUGCCUGCUAGAGAGGGAGAGUUAACUCUGGCUAAAGGGGCAGAACAUAAAAUAGUUUUAGGAGAAGAGUGGAAAAACAAACCACCCGUGCGACAAUUCCCAUAUGUAAUGUCCCCCAAGACGCAAGAACUUGUCGCGGUGGAACUUAACCGUCUGCUUGAUCUCGGAAUCAUUGAACGAAGCUCUUCGGAUUGGUCAUUGAACUGUGUGCCGGUGAUCAAACCGAACAAAGUUAGAUUAUGCCUUGAUGCCCGUAAGAUCAACGAAAGAACCGUUAGAGAUGCGUACCCGUUACCCCAUCCUGGGCGAAUCCUGGGACAGCUUCCGGAGGCGAGGUAUUUAUCCACGAUAGACCUCUCCGAAGCUUUCCUACAGGUGCCCUUAGAGAAGCAAUCACGGAAAUAUACCGCCUUUAGUGUGCAAGGGAAAGGGUUGUUUCAAUACACCCGAAUGCCUUUUGGGCUGAUUAACAGUCCUGCUACUUUAGCAAGACUAAUGGACAAGGUUCUUGGCCAUGGCGUACUUGAACCGCACGUUUUCGUGUAUCUGGACGAUAUCGUCGUAGUCACGGAAACGUUCGAGCAACAUUUGCGUCUGCUCAAAGAGAUUGCCCAUCGGCUGAGAGAGGCAAAUCUAAGCAUAAAUCUGGAGAAAUCCAAGUUCGGGGUGUCUGAAAUCCCAUUCCUAGGUUAUCUCCUGAGUGUUAACGGUCUUAGUGUCAAUCCUGACAAAAUUCGUCCGAUCGUAGAAUACGAAAGGCCUAAUACCAUAACAAAACUAAGGAGAUUCCUAGGAAUGGCCAAUUACUACCGACGGUUCAUUCCCGGGUUCAGCGGGGUGACCUCUGCUCUGACGGAUCUCCUACAGAGCAAGACUAAAAACAUUCAGUGGAAUAAUGCUGCUGAGGAAGCAUUUUGCGUUAUCAAAGAGCUACUGAUCUCGUCACCCGUCCUGGGCAGCCCGGAUUUCAGUAGGGAGUUUACAAUCCAAACGGACGCGAGUGACGUGGCAAUUGCGGGAGUGCUUACACAAGAACACGAGGGAGAGGAACGCGUUAUUUCCUACUAUUCGCAUAAAUUAACGACGCCACAAAAGAAUUAUCAUGCCGCAGAAAAGGAAGCGUUGGCGGCCAUCCUUUCCAUCGAUGCUUUUAGAGGGUACGUUGAAGGGUAUCAUUUCACCCUGAUAACCGACUCCUCCGCACUAACCCAUAUCUUGACCACAAAGUGGAAGGUAGGUUCAAGGUGUAGUCGGUGGGCGUUAAAUUUACAGCAGUUCGACAUGUCUGUACGGCAUCGCAAAGGCAAAGAAAACAUAGUGCCUGAUGCACUUUCUCGAAGUAUCGCUGCGGUUACCGACUUUCCGUGGUACACUAACAUGCUCGAUAAAGUGUCCAACCGACCCGAUGAUUUUGUAGAUUUCAAAGUUGACGGUAGUAAAUUGUUUAAAUUUGUCUCCAUACCUGAAAUUCAUGAUUCACGGUUCGAGUGGAAGCAAAUUCCGCCUCCAUCAGACAUCGAAACGAUUUUGAAAAGAUGCCAUGACGAUGUUUUUCAUCCCGGUUACGAAAAAACUGUAGGGCGGAUCCGACAGCGGUAUUAUUGGCCAAAAAUGGCUAAUGAAGUACGAAAAUACGUCCAACAGUGCGGUGUAUGCAAGGAAGUAAAGGCCACUUCUGUCCCCGUAGUGCCAGAAAUGGGAAAGAUGAAAAUUGCCACUCGACCCUGUCGUCGCGGUAAUCAACACUUGUUGGUUGUCUGCGAUUAUUUUUCCAAGUGGGUGAUGAUCCACCCCACUAAAAAUGUCAGCAGUGCACCGAUGUGCACGGUCUUAAGAGACCAGUGGUUCCUUCGUAAUUCCGUCCCGGAAAUUAUAAUUUCGGACAACGGUAGUAGCUUCGUGUCCAAGGAGUUCAAAAGUUUGUUAGAUCGGUUCCAAAUCACGCAUUGGUUGAACACACGGUAUCACUCCCAGGCCAACCCUGUGGAGCGCGUAAACCGUACAAUCAACGCAGCUAUCCGCACCUACGUAAGAGAAGAUCAACGUCUGUGGGACACACGAGUCUCCGAAAUUGAGAUGGCACUUAACACUAGUGUGCAUACUUCGACAAGUUUCACUCCGUUUUUUAUAACACACGGACAUGAAUUUUUCGAAGCGGGAAUCGACCACAAACUAGAACGCACUAACGAAAAAUUAACUCCCGAGCAACUGCACGAACGUCGUGAGAAAAUGUUUAAUCGCAUCUUCGAGACCGUACGCAAAAAUCUUGAAAAGGCACACGCAUCAUCUCAGCAUCGGUACAAUUUACGCAGCCGCCGGUUCGCGAAAUCGUUCGUUGAAGGACAGUUGGUAUAUCGUAAAAAUAUGAAACCGUCCAGCGCAGCGAAUAAUUAUAACUCGAAGUACGGGCCACAGUAUCUACCGUGCCGAGUGAAGGCAAAGCUAGGCUCUUCCUCCUAUGAGUUAGAGGAUCUGACCGGAAAAAGUCUCGGCGUUUGGCCAGCGGUACAUUUGAAACCCGGUUGA